AAAGGUAAAUAGUAUUAAUUUCCCCUGAGCAGUAUGGACAUACAUAUGUAGGUAAAUACGACUAUCUAGUUCGUUUUAUUACUCUCCCCUUUGACGAGAAUUAAAGAGCAAAGGCUUGACCACUUAGCUAAUAAAGAUCACUAAAUAAUGCAACCAAACUUGUAAGGCAUGUGCAUAUGUAUGUAUGUAUGUUCACACUAAAAGCUGCAAUUUCUAUAGUUUACAUCACAGGCAGAAAAAAGCUAAAUUUCAUUGUCAAAGUAGAAUUUUUCAAUUUUCCUCGCCACUAGUUUUCGAGUAACAUUUGAGUGAGGAAGCUGCAGUGAAUAAAUAAGUGAAAAAUAAUGCAAUUUCGUAAAAUAGUAGCAUUUAUGUCAUAAGCGUAUCUAUUCAAUAAAUUAAUAAGUGUUUAGAUAAAAAUUCAACAAAUUAAAAGACAUAUUAAGUAUUAAAACCACAAAAAUUAGUAUUAGCUGCAUCCGUUCAUCAAUAUAUCUAUAUACAUAUGUAGUACUCUUAUAUAGCAAACAUGGCUGCCAUUUUGCAAAGUUUUAAGAUAAUGCUACAGCGCUAUCCCGUUACACGAGGCAUGGUCUCGUAUAGCCUCAUUUGGCCGACGAGUUCUCUGAUACAACAGACUUUUGAGGGGAGAAGAUGGCCCGAUUACGAUUGGUGGCGUACGCUACGUUUUAGCCUCUAUGGUGGUAUGUUCGUUGCGCCAACGCUGUACAGUUGGAUCAAGGUAUCCAGUGCCAUGUGGCCACAAACCUCACUACAGACUGCUAUUUUCAAAACCGCUGUCGAACAGAUUUCCUACACACCCGCUGCCAUGACAUGUUUUUAUUUCAUAAUGAGCCUGCUGGAAAUGAAGACGGUGGGUGAAGCGGCGGCGGAGGUGCGCAAAAAGUUCAUACCCACCUACAAGGUGGCAAUGUCAAUUUGGCCCAUUGUUGGUAUUAUAAAUUUUUCUGUCGUACCAGAGAAGAAUCGUGUGCCUUUCAUCAGUGUCUGUAGUUUAAUGUGGACUUGCUUUUUAGCCUAUAUGAAGCAUCUGGAGCAUCACCAUGUCGAUGAAAUCGAUGGUAUAUUUGCGUCGAAGGAGACUAAGUUAAAAUCUUAGUACAACUGCAAUAGUUUUUAUCUAAGCUGUACAAGUUUUUAUAGUUAGGGUAUUGAAAAAAAAUCUGAUUUCGAAUGUAGAAACAAAGUAUGUAUUUAUUUAUACAUUUUUCAAAAUUACUUUCAUUCGAAGGAUUGAAGAAGAAAAUGGAAUCCUUAUAUUUUUUAUAAAAUUUAAGUUCAUACAAUUCGUUCUUAAAUAUCAAACAGUAUUUCUUAUCAUGAUGUUUGCAAAAAAGCCAAACC
Messenger RNA from Rhagoletis zephyria (snowberry fruit fly), 1365 nucleotides. Its product is annotated as protein sym1. Gene Ontology annotation, cellular component: membrane; mitochondrion; cytoplasm. The record is from RefSeq and is a predicted model, not a curated record. Lineage: Eukaryota; Metazoa; Arthropoda; Insecta; Diptera; Tephritidae.